ACAAAACAAACGUGAAGUUAUCCCCAAAACAAUAAAUCUUUAUUUACAUAACCUAACUUUGUUCAUAUCGAUACAAAAAUGAAAAAAUUAAACAGUGAUUCGUUCCUAAUUUAUUAUGGAUUAUGUUUGUUAAGAAUUCUGUUAGUUUUAACCCCACAAAACGGGUACAUACACCCGGACGAAUUUUUCCAAUCAAUCGAAGUUUUUGCGAGUAACAUUUUCGAAUUAGAUGGAAACAUCCCGUGGGAUUUCAACGUAACAUUUCCAAUUCGCAGCAUAGGCCCUCAAUACGUAACGACAGGAUUAAGUUAUAACAUUUUAAAAAUGUCCAGCAUGCUUUUUAAGGGCUUAAUAACUCCGUACAGUUUACUCGUAACUCCGAGAUUAUUUAUUUGUUUAUUAUCGUUUUUAUGCGAUUGGUCGGUUUAUAAAAUAUGCAAAAACAACAAUGAGAGGUACAAAUCGAAAUUGGUAGUUUUAUCGAGUUCGUAUGUUAUGCUAAUUUUUGGAACUCGUACUUUUAGUAACACUUUAGAGUUGAUUUCGUUCGCUUUAUUGUUGUAUUUCGUAGCUGAAAGUAUGAUUUUUUCUAAUGUGAUUGUGAAGCAUCACGAGUAUUUGCGCAAACGUUACGAAAAAUCGAAAACUCCUGCAGAAAAAGCGCGUUUUCAUAAAUUACGAUUGUUUUUGGCGUCGCAUAGUUUUCGGAAUUUCUUUCAAAUCAGUGUGAUAAGUGUUUUUGGGGUUUUUAAUCGACCCACAUUUUUAUUUUUUGCUGUUUUUCCCGUGUUUUUUUGGUUAAAUCGAGGGAUGGGGUUUAAAUCGGUAUCAAAUAUGCAGUUUCAUUUGCGGAUGUUGGUUCUUAUUUUAUCUUCAGUUCCUGUUAUUAUUAUUUUGGUUGUAAUCGAUUCUUUUUAUUAUGGGUAUAUCUCGUGGGGCGAAUUGGGGAUGUUGGAUGUUUCCAUCGAUAGUUUUGUUGUUCCUGGGUUAAAUUUCAUCAAGUAUAACUUAAAAGAUAGCAAAGAACAUGGGUUACAUCCAAGAUAUUUACAUGUUUUGGUUAAUAUACCAUUACUUUUUAAUGUAAUGGGUGUUUAUGUUUUUGUAAUGUUUGGAGAUUUCCUUAUAAAGUUUUCUAAGAAAAAAUAUCAUUUAUUACCGACAAUUCGAAGCAUAAAAGGAUUAAUGAUAACAUCGUUGUUGGUCCCAAUCUUAUUAUUAUCAUACAUUCCCCAUCAAGAGCCGAGAUUCUUAAUCCCACUAAUAAUUCCAUUAAGUUAUAUCUUUUCCGAGAAGAUUUACCAAGAACCAGAACGUUCCGUAAUAAAAAUAGAACCAACAACGGAAAUUAACAAGAAAGAAUUCAAAUCCGAUAACAAAUUAACAUUAUGGAUAAUUUUAAACCUAAUUUUUGGAAUUUUUUUCGGUUUUAUCCACCAAGGGGGGAUUUAUCCAGCUUCGAAUUAUUUAUCGAGCGAAAUUGCUAAACAACCCAAUACAAAGUACAACAUUUUCACCAGCAACAUUUACAUGGUGCCUCAAAUUCUUUAUAAACAACCCAAAAUUGAAAAAAUUUAUGAAUCAAGACGCACUAAAUUUCAAAUGAGCAAAAGAGUUUUCUUUUAUGAAGAAGGAAGUAACGAUUUGAGUUCAGUUUAUGAAAAAAUGGUUAAUAUUGUGAGAGUUUCAUCGAUGGAUAAACGAAAAAAUCGAUUUUUUAUGCUCCUCCCUGCAUCUUUAAACCAACAAUUUAAUAACGUCUCAAAAAAAUAUAAUUUUAUUGAAAUCGAAUUAACCAAGAAGUUUUAUCCGCACCUUAGCACGGAAGCUUUGCCCAACUUUAACGAGCUUUUUUAUUUAUUAACAAUGGUCGAUUUUAAGAAUCUUCAUUUUGAUGAGAUUUCUAACAGCUUUUUGAGUCUUUUAAAAAGCUUUUCUUUGAACUUGUAUGAAAUUAAAAUGCGAUAAAAUUUACUUAAAUCAA
Molecule: messenger RNA, 1984 nt
Organism: Onthophagus taurus
Lineage: Eukaryota; Metazoa; Arthropoda; Insecta; Coleoptera; Scarabaeidae
Gene: PIG-Z
Product: Phosphatidylinositol glycan anchor biosynthesis class Z
Biological process (GO): GPI anchor biosynthetic process
Cellular component (GO): endoplasmic reticulum membrane
Molecular function (GO): alpha-1,2-mannosyltransferase activity
Source: RefSeq, a predicted model, not a curated record